AGAAUGUUUUAUCAAAAGUUUAAAAACGAAUCAAAUGGAGCUUCAACCUCAUCACACUCCCAUCUUCCGACUCUUCCUGAGAGUGCAGAGAAUGAUGUUUCUCACUCAGAAGGUUUGGAAUUUGGAGAGAUGAACUCUGCUGAGUACACAAGUUCUAGUUAUAUUUCGUUUGGUGAACCCGUGUUUACAACAAACAUUCUUGUCAAUCAGCCUAAUUGCAUUGACCAAUCGGUAAUGGAAGCAUCUCAAAAUUUUAACACUUUCAAUUACCCUGUGUUUAAAAAAUACGGAUAUUAUAUCGACGGCGUUUAUUACACAAUGGUAAAAAAAGGAUCAACGCGACAACGAGUAAAAUGUUUGUAUCGCCGAGGAAUUCCACGUUUGGAAACAAUUAAAGAAGAGCCAGAAAAAGAAGAUCAUCAUAAUGCCGAUAAAAGAGAUCAAACAAAUCUGAAAAAUGACACAAAAGUUUAAAUAGUAUCAAAAAUCUACCUUCUUUUCUAUUUUCCAUCAACCUGACAUGUGUAAAACAAUGUACCGUAUAUUUUUUAUUAGUGCGGCACCCUAACUGGCCUUCCGAAAAUUAAUGCGGCACCUUUUUUUUGUUGCGAAAGCCAUCUCGAAUAUUCGAUUACUUCAAUGAUAUUCUUAUUCAUCCUUUAAAAAUUUCAUAUAAAUUUCCAUUUGAACGUUGUAUUUUAAUGUCUUUGUGAGGCAAAAUACACAAUUUUCAUGAAUUUUUGUUUUUUUUUUUGCCGCAUGCCGCACUAAUAGAGAAUAUACGGUAACUAAAAGUUUGUUUUGGGUUAUAAUUGUUUUUUUUAAUUUUAUUUUCAAAUUUUUAAGUUUAUCAUGUUGUUUUUAUGUUCUUUAUAUAUUUUCUCUAUAUCCCUGAAUACUCCACGAUCUAAAAAAAGAAUAAGAUCAUAAAAGC
Caenorhabditis elegans is the source of this 934-nucleotide messenger RNA. RefSeq names its product FLYWCH-type domain-containing protein (gene C07B5.6). The transcript is spliced from 3 exons. NCBI's taxonomy places the organism in Eukaryota, Metazoa, Nematoda, Chromadorea, Rhabditida, Rhabditidae. The record is from RefSeq and is marked reviewed. The coding region runs from base 4 to 474 and encodes 156 amino acids.